AUGUGGAAUUCAAAAUCUCUCAGACUAUCAGCUGCUCAGCUCCUGUCAGCCGAAGACGCAGAGCAUCUUCUCCUGCUGCAGCUGGUAGCCACAGGGACAGCGGUGAUGGAGGACGAGGAGAGGCAAAAGAAGCUCGAGGCCGGCAAGGCAAAGCUGGCUGAGUAUCGCCAGAGAAAAGCUCACACAGACUCCCAAAAGAAACAGAAAAAGAAGAAGAAAAAGAAGCCCGAUGAGGACAACUCACAGGAGAGAGAGGGGGGUCAGUCUGUGGGAGGAGAAGACAACUCAGGUGAGGGACAAGACGCACCACAUGGAGGACACGAGGAUCCGCCGACCACAGAGUUCACCUUCACCAAAACGCUGAGGAGCGGAGAGACUGUCAAGCACGACCAGACCUACAAGAUAGAGCCGGAGAGUGAAAUUUCCACCACAGCUGAAGAUUAUUCAUCAGAGGUGAAUGGGUGCCAUGAUGAGAUGACAGAGAGCCUAAUGAUGCCUUCAAAGGAUUUUAUCUGGGAGGAGGUAGAGUCCCUGCAACAGGGGACAAAGGCCCGGACAGUACAGGACAUGGAGGAUGCACUAGCUGCCAAGUCCCAAGCUGUGGAGGAGCUGAGUCGAGAGCUGGAGGAAAUCAAGUCUGCCUUUGGCACAGAGGGAGUACAGCAGCUGCAGGACUUUGAGGCAGCUCUGAAGCAGCGCGAUGGCAUCAUCACCCAGCUGACGUCCAACCUGCAGCAGGCCCGUGAGGAGAAAGACGAGAUCAUGAAAGAAUUCCUGGCACUGACGGAGCAAAGCCAAAAACUGCAGAUCCAGUUUCAGCAGCUACAGGCAGGGGAAACGCUGAGGAACACCAGCCACAGCAGCACUGCAGCUGAUCUUCUGCAGGCCAAACAGCAGCUCGUCCAGUUCCAGCAGCAGGUGGAGAAGAUGAACGCGGAGGUCAGGAAGCACCAGGAGAGGAGCAGUGAACAGCAGGAGCACAUCGGCAGGCUCCAGCAGAGGCUCAGUGAGAUGGAGAUGUCAGGAAGAAGAUCAGAGGAAUCAUUUAGCCAAAGGAUAAAUGAGAAGGAUUUGCUGAUUUCUGAAAAAGAAACACUCAUUUUGAAUCGGGAGCAGUCACUGUCAGAGCUAAGAACUACUUUAAAAGACAAGAAUCAAUUAAUUUUAGAGCAAACUGCGAUAAUCGCAGAGCACGAGCGGUCAUUGACUUUACUCACAGAGGAACUUGGUCAUGCUGGAAAGACUACUGAUGAGAAUAUUAUACACCACUCAGAUGAUAAAGACCUCAUUAUUGCAGAGCAAGAAAGGGUCAUUUCAGAACGCGAGGGUUCCGUCACUCAGCUCGAGGAUAUGCUGGAGACCUCAGAGAAACGAUUUCACGACUUCCAGGAGCAAAUGGCUGCAAAGGAAACAGAGCUCGAAAUGUGCUUGGAUGAAUUGGAAAGCACUAAAUCUAAAUUGGUAAGCUGUAAAAGCGAGCUGGAGAGAUGCACAAUGGAGCUGGAAAGCUCCAAGGUGGAACUUGCAGCCUCCCGACAGAAAGAGAGAAUGUCGUCCAGUGAAGUCAUGCAGCUCAUGGGCACAGUAGAAGACCUGCAGAAGCGCUGUCACCAGGGCAGCACGUCCGAGAGCGACGCCAUCCAAAAACUCCAAGAAGAGUCCACGAGGAAGCUCGAAUUCCUCCAAGCAGAGCUCGAUGAGAUGUACGGGCAGCAAAUAGUGCAGAUGAAGCAAGAGCUCAACCUUCAACACGCGGUUAGAGUCCAGCAGAUGACACAGGAACACCACGCUGAGGUGGAGCUUCUUAAAGCCCAACAUCUGUCCCCAACCCCCACAAGCGGCGAAGCAGAGGUGGAAACGCUUCACACAAAGAUCAGGGAGCUUCAGGAGACCUUAGAGGAGUCUCGAGCAAUGUGUGAUGAAGCCAGGCACGAGUUGAAUCAGGUCAAACAAGAGAAGUUCAAUCUGCAGGUCAAAGUCGACGGCCUUCUUCAGGAUCUCAGUUCGGCUAAGGAAAAAGUGGAGCAGGUCUCCCGCAGUCUAAUAUCUCAGGAAAGUAAACAGAGUGAAAUUCAGCAGCUCCAGGAGACAAUUGACAAUCUGAGGAGCGAGCUGUCUGCUGCUCAGGAAACGGCGCAAGAAAAGGAGGCGAAGCACGAAUCUGAAAUAACCAAUUACAAGAUCAAGCUGGAGAUGCUGGAAAGGGAGAAAGACGCCGUGCUGGACCGCAUGGCAGAGUCGCAGGAAGCGGAGCUGGAAAGGCUGAGGACUCAGCUUCUGUUCAGCCACGAGGAAGAGCUCACCCAUCUUAGGGAAGAAUUGCAAAGGGAGAGCUUCCUCAACACGGAGAACCUUCUCAACGAAGCUGCUAUCAGACACGAUAAAGCUCUGGACGAGCUGCGUAAAAAUUAUGCUGAGGAGCUUCAACUGUUACACAAAGAGAAGGCCAGUUACGCCAUGGAGCGCGAUGAACUUAUGCACCAGAUUCUAGGGCUAAAAGAGGACCUGAAGCUGGCUUUGCACAGCUCCAAGGCAGAUGAGCUUGUGCAGCAGCUCCAGGAGCUUCAGGUGGAGCUGGAGGAACUUAGAAAGGGAGCGCAAGAGCGAGUUAAAAUGCAGACCGAAAUUCAGACGCUAGUUAAAAAGACAGAGGUGCUUGAAAACCAGGCAGGAGAAAGAGAGAAGUAUUGGGAGGACAAACAGAGAGAAAAUGGCUUAGAAAAGGAGUCUCUGAAAGAAGAGCUGGAGUCGAAAAAUGAAAAAAUCCAGACUCUCACAGGAGAGAACGGUCAAAUCCAGCUGCAGGUUGUUGAGCUUCGUGAUGAAAUCGAAAAGCAGAGGACUACUUUCUCUUUCGCCGAGAAGAAUUUCGAGGUUAACUAUCAGGAGCUGAAGGCAGAGUAUAGCUGCCUCAUUGAGUCGAAGACGCAGCUGGAGGAGAGGACGCUGAGGGAGACGCUCGAGUUCGAGGCAAAAAUUGCCAGCCUACAAUCACAGAUUCGAGUGCUGGAGGAGAGCAGCAGCAGCAGCAGUCUCCAAACAGAGGGGGCUAAAACAGACGGCAAAGCGGUGACGGAGAAGGACUCUACAGAGCUAAUGGAGAAGCUUAAUGUUACUUUGAGUGAGAAGGCGAGCCUAGAGAAACGGUUGUCUGAAGUUACAGAGAAGUGGAUGUUUUCGAAGGACAAAGCGGAAGAGCUGGAGGCAGAGCUGAUGAAGGCGCAACAAGAAACCUCAAAAGUCAUCUCCCAAAAUGAAAGCCUCGGGAAGGAGCUGGAAAAGAGGCAAGAGAUUACGAGAGAGCAAACGAGAGAGAAGGGCACCCAGAGAGAAGCUAAGCCCCAGGAAGAAGAGCAAGCGAUUGAGCCAGUUAGUUCUUUAGAGGAUCAUCUAAUUCAGAUUCAAUCUCUGCAAGAGGAGGUAAAAUCUCUCCAGUCCCUCUUACGCGCAGCUGAAACGGAGAGGGACAGCAUUCAGCAGACUCUGGAGCUCCACAGGCUGUCGCAGACUCCAUCUCCAGCCGCGCUGCACUCCUCAGGGGAGGGACCUGUUGAAGGACAUUCCUCCCCGCACAAGUCGGCAGGCUCGGGGUCGAACAGGCGCAAAAGACGGCAGAGGUCUAAGCAGGAGCGCAAAGUUGGCAGCUGUCCGUCAGACAGCCGAGAAGAAAGGCAAACGGAGGAGGAGGAGCAGGCGGCGGCGGAGGAGGAGAGGGCUCGCAGUGGUGCAGAGGAGGAGAUGCAGCCUCAGAUGCGGAGCCAGGUUAUGUCACGUUCACCAGAGCGGGCUGGUAAGGAGGACUCCACUGACGGGUACCAAGGAGACGGAGGCAGAGGCUACGCCAAGAAAGCAGUGAGCAGUCAUGGGAUGGGUGGCCCCGCAGAGCGUUUUGUGUGUCAGAAAUCAGAAGUGGAAGGACACACCACUGAGCAUGAUGAGUGCAGGCUGCGAUUGGAGGCUCAGCGCCUCAGCCUGUCUCAGAUCCACACCGCCCAAAUAGAGCUGCUGCAGGAGGAGACAAACGCCCGCUCUCUGCAAACAACAGUCCAGGACUUAAGAGGCCAAGGUGACCGGGAUGAAAGACAGAUUUUCAAGUACCAGAGCUUGGUACAGGCAGUGUCAGAGGAAUGCAGUGAGAUCAUUUUGUCUUUUAAGAGGAUUUUUGGUGAGGGGUUUUUAGAGAAAGAAGAACACGACUCAUCGCUCAUUUCAGAGAAAAAACCAGCAACUAGUGAAUCCACCUCCAUUGUUCUGGAGGCCCGAGAUCUUUACAGAAAUCUUCAAGAGGUGAGGGAGAGGAUUGAACAGGAACAUUGUCAACUUUCUCAGCUCCAAGCCCUCCUAAGAGCCGAUAGGAACAAGAUAACUGAACUGCAGGCUGCUUAUGAUGAACUGAAGAGCAGCAGUGAGAGAGAAAUGGAGACUCUGCGUGCUCAGAUUGCCUCAGUAAGCCCGUCCUCAGGCAGAGAUUCGGAGGGCCGGGCCGCUGCGUCUGCUUCCCCCGCCGUGGAUCUGCAGAGGCUGAAAGCCGAGGCUCAGGAGAAGCAGCUCCAGCUAGAGGAGAGUCACAGACAAGAGAUGGAGCGCCUCCGAGCCCACUACAGGCAACAGGCCUCGGAGACAGAGGAGCGGUACACCACCGAGCUGGUCAUGCUGCAGCAGCGUCUGCAGGAGGUCACCGGCACCGACGGCUACUACAGUCUGUCUGGUGCUUCAGAAUCCAGUUCUGUGAGGAUUGAAGAACACAGCGUGGAUCCAAAGGACCUGAGCGAGGAGGACCUGUCCGAGGGAGGCGUGGAGUCGCACCGGUCUGCGAGGUCCACAGGCCUCACGGCACAGCUGCAGGCGCUGAGAAAAGCUCUGUACCACAAGUACAUCCAAGAAGUGGCUGCUCUCAAAGAGCAGCACAGCAGUGAGCUGAGGAGACUGAGGGAGGAAGGGGAGCAAGAGAGGAGGAGACGGCAACAACUGGAAGGAAGGAGAGAGAGAGAGAGGGAUCUUAACGGUGUCAUCGGUGCUGGAAGCUCCACUGAGAGCCUCGGCUUCCUUCUGGAGGAGAAACAACAUCAAGAGAGAGUGCAGGAGGAAGUGGCCAAGGCCAUAGUCCAGAUGUCCGUGGAGUUUGCUCAACAGACUGAGCUGGCUCGAAUCAACAAGCGAUCGCGCCACACGAGCAUCUCCAUGCAGACACAGUGGGACGAGGAAGAAGCAGACGACAGAGAGACCGAGGAGCAGACUCCAAGGGCUUCCCCCACCGCGGGCGUCUGGCUGGAGGAGGUGGAGAGACUAAGGCUGGAAAGGGAGCUGGAGGAGAGGAGCGCAGAGAUCAGAACGCUGAAGGAAGAGCUGCAGAAAACUAGAUCAGGACCUGAGCAGGGCUUAAAGAGGAGAGACAGCCACGAAGGACAACUUGAGGAAGAAGGGGAUACGAGUGGUCCAACUCAGGCUGGAGGGCUCAGAUUAUCACUGCAGGAUGAUGCACAGCCUUCUGAUAAACAUGCUGAAAGAAAAUUGCUUCAGAACUUCAACAGCAGACUUUGCCAGGUGCUGGUGGACGUCCUGAAGACCACUGCUGCCGCAGAGGAAACUUUGGGCCUCCACAUGCGAAGUUUACGCGAGGCCUCUGAUGGAGGGCAGCCCCCUCCCUCCACCUCACCGACAGAAUCCCGGAGGCUAAACACAGAGCCUGUCAAACCACAUCAUGCAGGCAAUCGCCGGAGCAGCAAAACUGGUGCGGAGGGCUUGGGCGCGUGGUCAGGGGAGGCUGACGAGGAUGUGGAGAUGUGUCAGCAGAUGAUGGACAGCCUGCUGCUUGGAGCAGGGCCACUGCUGGAGAAGGAGGAAUAUUUGAUGGGUAUUAGCAGACGACUCCAGACAGCUCUGGAGAAGAUGUUGAUGGCCAUCACCGACGCCACCAACCAGCUGGAACAUGCCCGGCUGACCCAGACAGAGCUGAUGCGGGAGUCCUUCCGCCACAACCAAGAGAUAAACGAUUUGCUGAAGAAGCAGGAGGAGCUGCAGGAGCGGUUGUCGGAGGAGGCAAGAACCCGGGAGCAGCUGGCUCUGGAGCUCCACCGUGCCGAAGGUCUCAUCGAUGGCUAUACGGGGGAACGGGCUGUGCUGGAGGAGCACUUACGCCAGAAGGAAGAGCUCCAGCAGAGCCUCGAACAAGACCUGCAGGUAACAAGUAGCAGGCUGCAUGAGCUGGAGCAGGAAAGGCUUCAGAUGCAGGAGGAGCGCGAGCUGAUGACACGGCAACAAGAUGCAAUGAAGGAGGGAGCCGGGCCACGAGAACUUUGCCUAGUUGAAGCUGCAAUGGUUGCAGCACCUGAAGCAGACCUGCUGGAGGAGACGGAGAAGCUGAUGAAAGAGAAGGUGGAGGUCCAGCGGCAGGCGGAGAAAGAGAACACUGACCUCCUAAAGCAGGUGAAGCUGCUGGAGGCAAUGCUGGAGGAACAGGUCAACAGGGUGAUCGAGCUGGAGCAGGCUCAGACGACGGAGAGCGGAGACCUCCGACAGCAGGUCCACGCCCUGGAGAAACAGCUCGAUAAGAACAGGAAGUUCCUCGAUGAACAAGCUGUGGAUCGAGAACACGAGAGGGACGUCUUCCAGCAGGAGAUCCAGAAACUGGAGCAGCAGCUGAAGAGUCCACAGAAGCUUCAGAUCGGCUCGGAGCAAAGAAACCGAGAGGUGGAGCAGCUGACCUCCCAGCUGAAGGAGAAGGCGGAUUGGUGCAGUGAGCUGCUGCUCAGCUCCGAGCAGCUGCAGCGCGAGUUGAAGGAGCGCGACGAAGAGAUUGACAAGCUGGCGAGCCGCAUCCGCGAUCUGGAACAGGCCCUGCUGGCCAGCGCUGACUCCCUGGAGAAGGUAGAACAAAAGAAGCAGCAUGCAUCCAUCCCUGAGUCAAAACACUCCAUUCUGGAGGCUCAGCUACAAACCGAGAGAGAAGCUCUGGAGCGGAAAGAGAAGGAGAUUUGUAACCUGGAGGAGCAGCUGGAGCAGUUCAAAGAGGAGCUGGAGAACAAGAGCGAGGAGGUGCAGCAGCUUCACAUGCAGCUGGAGAUCCAGAGGAAGGAGAUCAGCAGCCAGCAGCAGUACCUGGAAACAAGGGACAGCAUGCUCCAGGUCAUGGAGGAGAAGGACAGGGAAAUAACACUUCUUAAUGAACAGAUCUCUAAGCUUCAACACAUGGAAACUGCUUCUGAUAACAAGGAAAUUGACAAGAGGGACGAGCUGAUCAAAGACCUGGAGUUGCAGGUAGAGUGCCUGCAGGGGGAACAAGAGCGCUUAAAGAGAAAUAAAGAGGAAGAACUCGACCAACUGAAUGCGGUGAUAGAAAAGCUUCAACAGGAGCUCGCCAACAUUGAGCAGAAACAGGCGGCAGAGGAAGACGAGGACACCAGGGGUGAGACAGAGAGCAGCACCUGGGGGCCGAGCACAGAGGAAUACACUGAAAUGAAGCAGAAGAUGGAACUGUCCAACAAAGAGAUUCAGAUGCUAAAAGCUGAGCACAGUAAGCUUUUGCAGACAUACCUGCACCUAAAAGAGAGUACAGAAGCUCUAGCUGAAGCAGAGAAGCUGGACAGCUCAGAGGGGGAGCUGGAGGAAGCCCUCAGGGAGACAACCGCCGGCGUUGUGGUGUUCCAGGCACAAGUACGAGCCCUGGAGCAGAGCGCAGCGUCCAGAGUGGAGGAGUUAAGUCUCCGUAUCCAGGAGCUGGAGGACUUGGUCGGGGAGAAAGACUCGGAGAUAAGCCGCUGUCAGCUCCUCGCGGAGCAAACUAAAAGCCAUGCAGAUGAUCUCCAACGAAGGGUCACUAAUCUGGAGGAAAAUCUGAGGGAGAAAGUAGCUGCAGCAUUGGUCAGCCAGGCCACACUGGAGGCCUUCCAGCAGCAGCAGCAGCAGCCCAUGGGAUCAAACCAGGAGCUGCAAAGACAUAUGGAGCCGCAUGGUUAUGACUUUGGCGACUUCGCUAUCCCUCAGGUGGAUUUCAGCAAAAUGAGUCACGCAAAACAAGUGCCCACGGGAAGAGUGGUUCAUCUAACGCAGAAGCUCCGGGACCUGGAGGUCGGACUCAGUGGCAUGCAGAAAGACCAGGAGCUCCAGAAGCAGCUGCUGUCCAGCUCCGAAGAGGAGGUGCUGGAGUAUGAGAGGAGGCUGGCUGUGCUGGUGGAUCUGCUCAGUCAGAUGAAGGCGAAGACACACCAGAAGGCACCAUCAUCAGUGGAGGCAUCGUCUGAUGAGCAGCCGGCCGUGUCGGAGCUCCUUCAGGAGCUACAGGAGGUCAGAGAUGAGGCCGCGGCCACCAAAGAGCAACUUACCAGCUACAAGGAGAGCUGCAGCAGACUGGAGGAGGAACUUAGAGAACAAACUUUAACAGUCGAGAGGCUCCAAGACCAGCUCAAAAAAGUAUCAUCAAGUGGCCAUGAGGAGACAAAGGUGUCUGCGCUCGAAGAGGAACUGAUGGAGGCUCAAAGUGAAGCAGCAGCCACCAAAGAGGAGCUGAACAGCUGCAAAGAAAGUUUGGAGAAACUUCAGGAGCUGCUGCAGGAACGGGAAAUGACCAUCGCCCAGCUGAAAACAGAACUUUUCCAAGUAAAAGCCGCAGAGGACGGAGCUGAAAUCUCGGAGCUUCUCCAGGAACUCGAAGGCGUUAAAAGCAGUGCAGCUUCCACCAAAGAGGAGCUCAACAGCUAUCAGGAGCAAAAUGAGAAACUUCUAAAGGAACUCCAAGUCAGCGAAGCUUCUAUUUCUAAACUCAAAGACGAACUGCAGGAGAUGAGAAGGACUGUCGAUACCACCAAAGAAGAACUCAACAGCUACAGGCAGGACAAUGAGAAACUUCUCAAGGAACUUGAAACACGUGAACUCUCUGUUACAAAGCUCCAGGAGGAGCUCCAGGAGGUGCAAACAGCAAUGAUGAAGGCAGCAGAGUCUGGUCCUCCGUCACUCGCUCCAUCACCUUCUCCCCAGCCUACUUCCUCUGCUUCCUCUUCGUCCACCACACAGCCCAAAAGGAAGGGAACCAAGCAGGCGACUGUGAAGGGAAGCGUUGCCAAAGAUAAGCCCUCCGUCACCAAGAAAAACUCUGACCCCUCCAGCCAGUCCAAGUCUCACCGUUCUCGGCCGCACAGCAGCCUUGAGCAGCAUCACGUGGCCGUGACAGACUCCUUCACACAAACCAAACCCCCCCAGACGCCCGAUCUCAGUCCAGAAACCAAGUCUGCCGCCAAAGAGGAGAUGGACGAAGUGAUCGGAGAGUUCCGGGAGAAGAUCGCACAGAUGCAGGAGCUGCACGCGGCCGAAAUCCUGGACAUGGAGGCCCGGCACAUUGCAGAGAGCGACGGCCUUCGCAGGGAAGCACAGGCACUGGAGGACGAGUGCAAAGCCUUGAAAGCCGUCAUUGACAAACUGCGCUCCACUGAGGCUCUUACUUCAAGACAAGAACGCCCGACUCCACAGUUCAAAGAUGGCUACACUAGUGACAGCAGCUCAGACUACAGCCAGAGGACUGGAUAUGACCAGCCGAGCCUGCAGCAGGAGUUCCGCACCACUCCAGAGGGAGCCAGGAGAGAAACUGAUGACCCACUUCCCGACCGGAUCAAGACGUUGCUUCGUGAGGUGCACCAGGAGGGCAUGCAGGUCCUCUCUCUGUCUGAGCUGCCCAUAACUGAGAGCGAACCCGGCGGCCGGUUCCCCGACGAGGGCUGGAUGAAGGAGAGAGACGCCCUGCUGGCAACCGUAGAGUCUCUGAAAGGGCUCAUCACCCAGAUGCAGACAUACGGGCAAACCCAGAUGUCGGGCGUCACAGACUGGCGCGCAGAUCUGCUGGACGCCGUGCGACAGGUGUUCGUGAGGGAGAGGAGCGUGCUGAAGAGCGCCCUCUACAGCCAGCUGGACCUGCUGGACACCAGCGACGCCAUCGUUCACCUCAAUCAGCUGGAGCGCCGACUGGCUGAACAGGACGCCCAGCACAGAGAGGCCAUGGGCUCACUCCACACUGCAGAAAGGUCCAGCCUCAUCUCUGAAAUUCACCAGCUCCGUAGCCGGUUAGAACAACUUCAGCAAGGCGCACAGCCUGGCCUCUCGUUGGCUGGUGAACGCGGUAAGAGGGAGCAGAGGGAUCAGAGGGAGGGAGGUGGAGCUGGUGGAGCAGCAGAGCCCCACAGGCUGCUGGAGGAGGAGCUGAAGGGGGAACUGUCUCAGACUAAACUAGAGCUGGAGACAACGCUCAAGACCCAUCACAAACACCUGAAAGAGCUGGACACGCUCAGGGCAGAGAUUUCCCAGAAAGCUGCAGAGGUGGACGCCCUAACUGAGCAGCUGAUGGAGGAGAAGAAGAGAAGCAGAGAUCUUCAGUGGGCAGUGGAAAAAGAGAGGUGUCAAACCGGGAGAAAGGAGGAGAGUAAACGAGAGGAGCUGGAGGACCUGCACCUGACCGUGGAGGAGCAGAAGAGCCGCAUAGCCCAGCUGAGCCAGACCCUGGAGGAGGAGCGGCUGGCCACCUCCCAGCUCUCCCAGCAGGCCGAGCAGGAGCACCUCGGCCUCCACAGACGCCUCCAGGAGCUCCAGGUCCAGCUGGACACCGAGCAGGCUAAGGCUCGAGAGAUGAGCGCGGCACUGGGGAGGGAGAGAGAGCUCCGGACGGGCGUCCCCUCCGACGAGGGGCGGGGCCACGUGGACGGGGCUGGACACGAGGAUGAGAGCGGUCUGCUGGAGCGGCUGCAGAGGGAGCUGGAUGACAAGCACGCACAGGUGGUGCGUCUCCUCAGUGAGGUGGAGGCCCAGAGGCUGGAGGUGGUUCGACGGGAAGAGGAGCAGACGCUGGCCAAUCAGAGAUCAAGACGAGAGCAGGAGGCGCUGCUGGAGGCCCGGGCUCAGCUGGAGAAGCUGCAGGCAGGAGCCUCCGUGGUCCAGGAGCAGCUGGAGAAGGAGGUGACGAGGAGGAGGACUCUGGAGGGAGAGAAGGAGAGACUGGAGGAGAGGCUGAAGCAGUUUGGAAAAGAUGGAAGCAGUCAUCCACAGCCUGACGAGCAGAAUCCGGCCGUGUGGCGUGGCUCCUCCAGUGACCGCACCAAAGACUGGGUCUUCCAGCAGAAGGGUGGAGACGGGGAGCCGGUGGGCUCUGGCCCGCCUCCCCUCGGGGCCCCCCCGGCAGGCCACAGCAGCGGGCCCCAUCACGGCCCCUGGCGCACAGUGGACAACAUCGUGGGCAAACUCUACCUUAUUUCUUCAAAAAUCCGCAGCAUGGCCACCAAAACAUCCGGCAGCCAGACUGCAGAGGUUGACUGUGAGGAGUUGUCAUGGGUCCAGUCCAGUGUUGAUGAGGUCAUCACCAUGCUGCAGCAGUCCCCAGGUCUCCCCUCCCUCCCAGAGAGCGCGUCCCUGCUGGCGGGAGGCUCCUCCGGCUCCUCCCACACGCUGACCGAGCGGCUGCUGAGGCAGAACGCCGAGCUGACCGGCUUCGUCAGGCGCCUGACCGAAGAGAAGAACGAUCUGAGGAACCACACGCUGCGAUUGGAAGAUGAGCUCAGACGUCAUCGGCAGGCUGGCCCCGGAUCAGGAGACAGCUCCGGCUGGAGAGGCGGGUCCAAGGCCGACUCGGCAGGUCUGCUGCUCUCUCAGGAGCGGGAAGCUUGGAACCGAGAGCGGGUCCGGCUGGAGAAGGCUCUGCACCUGGCCCAGUCCCAGGUGGCCCGACUCAGGACUGAGAUCAGGUCCGACACGCUUCGAGAGAUAACCGGGCCGGAGGCAGACAAUGCUGCUCUGAAGAGGAUGUAUGGGAAGUACCUGAGGUCAGAGAGCUUUCGCAAAGCCCUCAUCUACCAGAAGAAGUACCUGCUGCUACUGCUGGGCGGCUUCCAGGAGUGCGAGGAGGCCACGCUGUCCCUGCUGUCCAGGAUGGGCGGCCGGCCUCUGCUCUCUGGCCUGGAGUCCCCCGGUCAGCGCCACCGGGGGCUGAUGCGUUUCCGCUCGGCCGUGCGGGUCUCCAUCGCCCUCUCCAGAAUGCGUUUCCUGGUGAAGCGGUGGCACCGGGCGGCGGGGAUGACCGCCACCACGUCCUGCGGCGCCGGCAAGAACGGAACAGGUGUGGAGGCCCGGGACUCGCCCUUCCUUCAGCCCGGCGGCCUGGAGGCGUACCGGGACAGAGGGGCGGGCGGGGUGACCGGCGGCAGGGGGAGAAGUGGACGCGAAUCCCCUCGAUCGGGCGUCUCCUCCACGCCUCACAGGUUUCCCAUGGCCGCAGAGCACGGGGCUCUCACCUGCUCCCACCUGCAGAGCUACGACCCCGACCGGGCGCUGACCGACUACAUCUCCAGACUGGAGGCCCUGCAGAGGCGGCUGGGCAGCGUGACCUCAGGUGCUUCUUCAUACGCUCAAUUGCACUUUGGCUUGAGAAGAUAG
Menidia menidia (Atlantic silverside) is the source of this 12405-nucleotide messenger RNA. The record is from the annotation of a GenBank genome assembly. Lineage: Eukaryota; Metazoa; Chordata; Actinopteri; Atheriniformes; Atherinopsidae.